Molecule: messenger RNA, 4360 nt
Organism: Python bivittatus (Burmese python)
Lineage: Eukaryota; Metazoa; Chordata; Lepidosauria; Squamata; Pythonidae
Gene: SLA2
Product: Src like adaptor 2
Molecular function (GO): protein binding
Source: RefSeq, a predicted model, not a curated record
AUCAACAAAAAUAAUAUAAGCAAUAAUGGGAUAUAAGGAAUCAGAGACAGACUUUUGGAUUCUUUCUGUCAUGUGUGAAUCAACUUCUAAUCUUUUAUUAAUACCCAGUCUCUAAUUACAGAUAUUUGUGUGCAUGUAUUUUCUUGAUUUUUUUUCCUCUACCUACUCUCACAUAACAUUUGGAUGUUCCAUAUGCAAAUUAAAAGCCAAAAUGUUCCAAAUGUGGCUUGUGAGUUUUCUGUUACAUAAACUGUGUGUAUGAUUAAUUAUGCUGUCAGAAAGCUCCACUUGGCCCUGGUGGAAUUUUUCUUUAAUCAUGGAGUGGGGGAAUCUCUUUAAAGCUUCUGGUAUUGGCAGUCUGAGGGACUGUAACUGGUUGUUCAUGGCUCCCAUUCAAAGUGUUUAAAUAAGAAUCCCAAAUGCUCUAAAAAGUAUGUUUGUAGCGUACAUGUUCAUGGGGAUAAGUUUGGUUUGGUUUGGUUAAAAUUGUAAAGCCAAAUUCUUUUUUUUUUUCUGAAACAGCAUUGCAGAAUAAAGGACCUAUCUGAAAAUAAAAAGAUACUAUUAUUCUGGCAAGCUUAACUUGGUUUAGAUGUUAGAAAUAUGUACAAGAUCAAGGAAACCAACUGAGCAAGAACAGAAAAUGUGUUAAUGCCACUGAUCUCUGGCUCCACCUUUUUUUCCAACAAUUGUUGCUCUGGUUUUAUGAGGAGCUUGGUGAUGUGGUUUGUGCUUCUGCACACAGAACUGUACAUACUUGUAGUACAGCUAGAGAUGAUGGUAAUUGUGAUAUAGGUCUAUUUUUAGGCUACUGAGAAAGAUAAGACCUCAUAAGUGACCAGCAGGGACUGACUAACCCCAAAGCCUCCAGUGAUAUGAAGAGUUUAUUAGCCUACCAGUCAGAAGAUGGUGUGAUGGUGGCAGAUAUUGAAACCUGAGUAUGCUUCAGUUGCAAUGAGUGUAAGCUUUAAGAAUAAAUUACACCUAAGGUGAGAGUGCAUAGCCUUCAAGGGAACUUUCAUUUGCUUCCUGUGUAAGAAUAUACUUAUUCACUAAUAGGCACUACUACACACCUUUUGGAAUCUGGGGGCACUUCUGAAAUUUUUGAGAGCAUGUGAUGAAUUUACCAAAUGGUUGCCAUGGUAGACAGACCAGCCACAAAUCAUCAAUUUACCAUUGUCUUAAUAUUCUAUUAUCCCUUCCAUCUUACUUUUAUGUUUUGGGAGGAAGAUUUGCAAAACAAAACACUGACCCAGAACUUGUUUUUCUAAUAGGCUAUGUGGUCCUAGCAGCAAAUACAGGUGAUUUUGGAGAUUUGCUUUGCAAUGUGUCACUUUCUCAUUUAAUUUCUUAAAAGAAUUUAAAAACAAAGGACAAGGAUGGCUAUAGUAUAAAGCACACUUUCUACUCUUGUGCACUGAGCUGUUUUGAGAAUGUUGAACGCUAUGAUAGCAACAUCUUUGGGAUAUAAUUUAUCACACAGAGUGGUUUUCUGUGGAGAAAAAGAAAACUGCCAUCAACCACCUUUCCACUACGUCAAAGGAAACUGAGCUAUUUGUGGGUUCUUAGAAUUUAACACUUCUCAAUAACAUGCACUCAAACUAUAAAAGCUAUACCAAUGUGCCGUGUAUCAAGCUGGGUCACACUUAGCAUGAAGAAGGAUCAAGAAGACUGUAUUGCUUCCAUGUUAUUAUUUGCACCUGUACACUGCAUGACAACAAUUGCCUGAAAGAUUCCGCAGCAAAAGAGCCAAACCAAUAGAAGAAUAUAGAAAGUUUGCAGACAACUUAUGACAUUUGCAUUCUGAGAAACUUCCACUAAAGAAAUAGACCAGGGUUUCUCUGGAGCAUUCAUAUGAAUUGAUGAUCUAGUUGGAAUUGAAAGAAAAAUUCUAGUGCCCUGCAUCACCUCCUUUGGUUUCUGAAGAGCUGGCUAUGGUACAAUGACAGGUGAGUACAACCCAUUCUGGGUUAAAUGAAAAUAUGUUAAAUGGUACUGUCGCUAGACUGCUUUUUAAAUAGGGAAAGUAAAAAAAAAAAAAAUCUUCAUGAUCAUAUAAAAACUCAUGGGCUGGUACAAGUAUUGCCUAUUAUUGCAUAGCAAAAUUUAAAUUUUAUUCUGUACAUGUUGUCGUGUGCCCAAGGGUGCUGCUGCUAUUAUUUUAAGUCAUUUAGAUCAGGUUUCUCCAAUCUGAUACUUUCCAUAUGUGUUGUGACUGUAACUCCCAUAAUUUCUAGGCUUUAUGGAAAAUUGCUUUAGACUAACACUAUGCUCAUUGGCGCUGUUCACAGAAGGAAAGUCAGCACUCAAAAGCUUACAGUGUGUAUGAAAGGAACCAGUGGGAUUGAUACAUUUUGUGAUGGUACCAACAAUAAUGAAGUGGCAAUCAGACUAGGGUACAUCAAGAAGCAUUCUGUUCUGCUGAAUCUAACAUAGGAUUUGGAUGAUGAUAAAGGAUGUAGUUAAAAAGAGGCGAGCCAUGAAUGAAUGUAGUAGUAUUUAGGAAUAGCACAGUGGAAGCCAGAGAGGCAGGAAAAAGAAGAGCAGCAUGAAACUUAGUACUUUUUUCAGGAAACAGCCAUUAAUUUUUAACAAAUUCCAAUAGGAGAAGCAAAUAGAGAUGCUUUUAACACUGGAGAUAUUCCAGAACUUAUUCAUAGGAUUAUGCUAGUAGCAGCUAAAGUUUAAAAAAAAAGAUAAUUUUUUGCCAACACAAACCUUUCAGUAUCAGUUAUUAGGUUCAUGCCUUCCAGGUUACAGGGCAAGAGGUUUCUUAGGCAAUUCUCAGAAACAAAAGACUUUGAGAUGGAAGCCAUCUUAACUAUGCUACCCUAAACUCAGUUAUAUAGCUCAUAUUGGCAGCGCUUUUUAAUUACAUGGGGAGAACAUUUAGAAUUUUUGGAGUACAGUAAAAAGUGCCCUUUCUAAUCAAUGUGAGAUGUGCUUCAAGUCUACUAGAUCCAAAAUGUAAGGUUUCAACAAGCUCCCAUAUAUAUCUUAUUCUCCUUAUAUACUGUAUAGGUUCUGCAUCUGUUCAACCCUGAUGUAAGGCAGAUAUUCCUGAGCAAUAUUCAUCAUUCCAUGCUGGAGAACUGGCCAUCUUACUUCUUCAUUCCUCUGUCUUCAGAGGUAGUUACUUCUUGUUUAUGACCUCUCUGAGCAAUAUACUAGAAGAUUGCUGUUAGCAACAUAUUGUGAUGGGAAGCUUGCCCAGUAAGAGGAAACGGAUUGCUACCCAGACAAGCCCACAACUGAACACAUGGCACAACCAGAGCUAUAGCGUAAGCCUGCCAGUUGCCAGCUCCCCUAUAGUUGUUGCAGUUGGUGAUUUUCCUUCUGGGGACACGGAGCCAAUACUAAGGAUGGGGGAACAGCUGAGUUUGCUAUCUGAAGAGGGUGAAUGGUGGCAAGUCAAGUCAGUAGCAACUGACAAAGAAUGCUAUGUACCUAGCAACAACAUAGCUAAAAUUUCACACAGGUGGCUCUAUGACGGCAUUGAUAGAGCAAAAGCUGAGGAGCUGUUGCUGCUGCCUGCCAACCAGGAAGGUUCUUUCCUCAUAAGAAAGAGACAAGUGAGGAAAGGUUGCUACUCCUUAUCAAUCAGAUACACAAAUCGUGCAUCCUGGAAUUGUAUAAAACACUACCGCAUUAACUGUUUGGAGAACAGCUGGCUUUAUAUCUCCCCCAGCCUUACCUUCCCAAGCUUGCAUGAACUGGUGGACUAUUAUUCUGAAAGUAGUGAUGGCUUAUGUUGCUGUUUGAAGAAACCGUGCUUCAUCCAAGGAACUAGUUCCAGCUUGUUUCAUAAUCUUUCCAAACCUGUGGAAGUGAAAAAAUCUGCUCUCAACUGGCAGGAGAUCAACAGCUCAGAUUUGUUGUCAGAAGAUCCGUUAACAGAAGACUCACCCAUCAGUCUUGGCUUGCGAGAAGCAGUUAGUACUUACCUGUUUAUGACUGAAGACCUGCCAUUAGGGGACACACCUAACAGGAAAGGAAGGCAAUCCAAAGACAUAUAAAGCUAGUAUUGGAAAUAUUUCUAGAAUAUGAAGCUUGCACACAAGAUUUGUUGAAUUUGCAGUAGUUUUUAAUCAUGUUGAUUCAAGGUGUUUGUCCUUAAAUCACUGUUAUCAUGGUACACUUUUCAUCUUUUUUUCAACAAUCUGGGCUCAUUCAAGUAUCGUGUGUGUGUGUGUGUGUGUGUGUGUGUGUGUGUGUGUGUGUGUAGUAAAUGUAUGUUUUACACUUGGUAACUGAUAGCUGAGUAGUAAUGCAAAAGCUAAGGUAUUCACAAUAAAUCAAAUAAUUGUUUCACCCAGUUGCAAUGGAGCAUUAAUGUCAACAGUUCAAGAAGCAAGGAAAG